UUAAAAGAAGCUAACAACAGAUUAAAAAAAGCAAAUGAACACAUUGAAGGGAUGAUAAAGUAUCAUACAAUGAGAGAAAAAGAGAAAAGCAGCAAGCAUGCCGUAGAAAUUCAGCUACUGCAAGAAGAUCUUAGAAUACUUAGCAGAAAACUUAAAGAAUCAAAUGCCCAGUUGAUAGAAUCACGUGCAAAGCAAGCUAGUUUGCAACAAGAACAAGAAGCUUGUAGAGAGCCGUACCGAGUCGAACAACGUUCCGGACUGAAAGAAAAAAAGAAUGCAAAAAAAAAAAAUCAAUCGCCUCAUAACCAACCAAAGCAGGAAAGGGUAGGCCAGAUAGUUGAAUACGUUCCUCAGCAACAAACAAACGGAUAUUUAACGUAUAAUUUUCCCUAUGUUCGAAAAAUACCACAGACAACUCAAAUAAACCAAUCAUUAGCUAUUCACAAUCAGAUUCAAUCGACGACAAAUCAGCAGAUUAUUCCUUCGUUAUAUUCAACACAAUCUGUCC
Racocetra persica is the source of this 508-nucleotide messenger RNA. Lineage: Eukaryota; Fungi; Glomeromycota; Glomeromycetes; Diversisporales; Gigasporaceae. The record is from the annotation of a GenBank genome assembly.